UUUGUAUCUGGCAACCAUGCUGGAGGAAAAAUCUCUGCUUGCUCACUGCUUUUUCCCUCGUCCAUAGACACGCUGGACAGAUGUGCAGUGCGACUUGAGGACUUGGUGUGUGUGUGUAUUAACCCGGUUCUUCCCUCCGUGAUGUCGCGCUCGAGACUGAUCGUGGGUGCGGUGCUCGCGCUGUGGGCGUGCGGCUCGUGCAGCCCCAGCCCGGUGGAGGACGUGCUCGUGGACUCGUACUCCCGGCCGAAGCGCUGCAUCAGGGAGGUGAAGAGAGGAGAUCUGGUGCGGUAUCACUACAACGCCACGUUUGCUGACGGCAGGCAGUUUGACUCCAGUUAUGACAAAGACACAGCGUUCUUCGUAAAGGUCGGUGAUGGACGUCAGAUUGCCGGAGUGGACAAAGGCAUCUUAGGAAUGUGUGUGAAUGAGCGCAGGAAGAUCACAGUCCCACCACACCUGGCUUAUGGAAGUCAAGGAGCAGGUGACACCAUUCCUCCUGACUCGACUCUGGUGUUUGACCUUGUCCUGUUUGAUGUCUUCAACAUGGCUGACCACGUAAAGACGCAGGUGUUAAAGACACCACAGAACUGCACACGCUCAGUCAUUAAGACCGAUUUCGUCCGAUUUCACUUCAACGGAAGUCUGCUAAACGGCACACAGUUUGACUCCAGUUACGAUCGCUCUCAGACAGAGGACAAUGUAGUUGGAGAUGGCUGGAUGAUUAAAGGACUGGAUGAAGGGCUGUUGGGGAUGUGUGUGGGGGAAAUCAGAAACUUCGUCAUCCCUCCAUUCCUGGCCUUUGGAGCGAAAGGAUACGGGAAGGAGAUCCCGCCUCAUGCCACGGUGGUGUACGACAUCCUGCUCGUCGACCUGCACAAUCCAAAAGACGACAUCAAUGUGGAGAUUCAGGAAAUCCCUGAACCCUGUACACGCAAAUCUAUAAUGGGAGAUUACAUUCGUUAUCACUAUAACGGCACCUUCCUCAACGGAGCCACCUUCGACAGCAGUUACAAGCAUAACAGUACGUACAACACAUACAUUGGGCUGGGCUAUGUGAUCUUGGGCAUGGAUAAAGGGCUGCAGGGAGUGUGUAUGGGCGAGAGGAGGAGGAUCACCAUGCCUCCGCACCUUGCGUACGGACAGCAAGGAGCAGGUAAGGAAAUCCCUGCCUCAGCCGUGCUGGUGUUUGAUAUCCACGUGAUCGACUUCCACAACCCGAAAGACUCCGUGCAGGUGGACGUGACGUUCAGACCGGAGGUGUGUAAUGAGACCAGCCAAGUUAAUGACUAUAUCCAGUAUCACUACAACUGCACAUUGAUGGACGGCACAUUGCUCUUCACAUCGAGUGAUUACAGUGUUCCUCAGGAUGUGCUGUUAGGUGGAAAUAAAGUAAUCGAUGGUCUGGAUGAAGGUCUGAGAGGGAUGUGUGUGGGUGAGAGAAGGGUCAUCAUCAUCCCUCCACACCUGGGACAUGGAGAGAGAGGAGCGGGGGCUGUUCCAGGCAGUGCUGUGCUGCGUUUUGAGCUCGAGCUCCUCUCCUUGCAGAAAGGUGUUCCUGAAGGUUAUCUGUUUGUUUGGCUGGAUGAGACGCCCAAGGAGAUUUUUGAGGCUAUGGACAUAAAUCAGGAUAAAGAAAUUCCACUGGAGGAGUUCUCAGAGUUCAUUAAGCGGCAAGUGGCAGAGGGCAAAGGUCGUCUGAAACCAGCCCGGGAUCCCGAAAGCGUCAUUGGAGACAUGUUUAAGAACCAGGACCGGAACGGAGACGGACGAAUUACAGCCGAUGAACUGAAACUCAAAGUAGAGGAAGACCGUGAGAAAGAAAAGAUUCCACAUGAAGAACUGUGAGAGAAUCUCGACAAGAAAUACAGCCUGAAAUUUUAUUCUCACAUGUGCACACACUAAACAAUGCCAUUCAGAGAUGAAAACCACUCAGGAUUUUGUCUUUUAAAAAACAAACAAACAUCAGCAACGAGAGUGUACUUGCACUGUUUUUAAUGUUUUAUUUUUACACAAGAAAAUGUUGGCCUUCUGUCUUCAUUCCAUACACAUGAAAAGACUUAAGAGAUUCAUUUUUUCAUUUUGUAUUAAGUGUUGUGUGAACUGAAAAAUGUUCAUAGUAUAAACCAUGCAGGGUUUUUUUUUUUUUUAAAUUAAAAUUACCUUUGUUGUAAAUCUGGUAUCUAAAAUCUGAGAUGUUACUGUAGUUGCAGUUCACCGGUCAGCCAGCAGAGGGCACAGAACAAGCUAAAGCGUGUUAAUGCCACAUCCAUCCAUUCACACUGGAACAAAUAAAUAAAAUGGCAAUAUAACUGAGGUCAUAAACACAGAGGACUUGGGCUUUAGUCAAAAUUGAAAGGGGGGGGGAUUCUUAUUUACUCAUUCUGAUAGCAUUAUAACAUUUGUACAGUACAGGAACAUACGGAGAUGGAGAACAUCUUUUACACUCUUGACAAUAUGCAAGUUUUUUUUUUUUUAAAUAUAAAAGAACAAAUAAUUUACAGAAUUCUUGGGGUUUUUGUGCACAAAAUAUUCAGGUGGUCCCUUUUUCAACAUUAAGAUUGAACUUUCAUUAAAACAGCAAUAUGCAAUUGCUGUUUUAAUGAAAACAGCAAUAUUUCCUAAAUGUUUUCAUUUAGGAAAAUUGAGCUUAUACGUGUAAAGUGUAACUGUUCAAGGAGGUAAAAUGCCGUUUGGACAAUUUAAAUCUUUUUAAAAGAUUAUAAAGGGAGGAAAAACCCACUAAAAUUAUAACCGAUGAACACUGAAGAUGCUGAAAGGAUUUUUAUAUUCUGUACGUUAUGCUGUUAAACUACAGAUGGGCGUUUUAAUGUCGGACCUAAAAUAUCUAAAAUUAAGAUAUUAAAACCUCAGUAUUUGAGAGAAACUGACAACAUUUCAUAAAAAUUUUAAAUCUAAGAAAAGGCAAAUUAUUACAGAGGUUUUGAUUAAAAAAAACAUUUUAAAAUCAGGAGUUGGUGCAUGAAGUAAUUUCAAAAUGUGAAAAUUAUGAACCCACUCUGAUAAAUCGUAUGAAAAAUGAGCUGAUCGAUAUCACGGUCCCUUUUUUCUGCUGAUCUUUGACCCUCAGCUUAAUCCUGAUUGGCUGGGUGACCAUUCCGACAGUCACGAGGCCUCAUUUCCCCGCUGUGAUGUAUUUAAGAAUUGCGUUUGGGAUGUCUAGCGUCUCGUCCUUCUCCAGCACGAUGUCAUAAGAGCUGACGAACGCCUCUCUCCUCUCCUCGACCUGUAAAUGUCAUAAAAGCAAUAUGGUAAAUGUUAUAUACUGUAUAAAACAAAGUAAAACGAUCUAUAACAACUUGAAGUAAAAUAUUUUCUGUAGGAGUUUAUCAAUCUCUCGCAUCAUUUUGGAGAAUUUUGGCCCACUCUCCUUCUUUGCUUCAGCUGACUGAUGUUUGUAUGCAUUUGUUCAUACACACCUGAAAAUCCUGCUGCAGCAUCACAAUGGGCUUGAGGUGUGAAUAUUGAUUUGGCCAUUCCAACACCUUCAUUGUUUGUCUUCUUUAGCCACAGAUGCUAAUUUGCUAGUGUACCUAGGAUCAUUGUCCAGUUGUAUGACCUAAAGCUGCUGGACAGAGGACCUCAGAUUUGUUUCAAGAAUAUUCUGCUAUAAAGAAAAGUUUAUCAUUGUC
Molecule: messenger RNA, 3653 nt
Organism: Neoarius graeffei (lesser salmon catfish)
Lineage: Eukaryota; Metazoa; Chordata; Actinopteri; Siluriformes; Ariidae
Gene: fkbp10b
Product: FKBP prolyl isomerase 10b
Exons: 10
Coding region: 142-1848 (568 amino acids)
Molecular function (GO): peptidyl-prolyl cis-trans isomerase activity; calcium ion binding
Source: RefSeq, a predicted model, not a curated record